UUCAGAACAAUCAAUUUCCCUUAAGAGAGAGUGGGAGCAGGGCUGGAGUGGAUGGCACAGGACCUGGAUACUCACAUUUUGUAACGCCGAACAGGACUGGGCAUUGGGGAUAAACCUGUGGAGAGGUUGAGAGCUGGAAUACAACCAACUUGGGGUUUUGACAUUUCACAAACGUGAGAGGAGAGCAGCUGUGAGAAAGCAGCAGACACACAGGCCAGUCCUGAUGGCAGGCGCUUGGGGGUCAGCCUGCACUGGACUCCGGCUCUAGCAGCCCACUGGGCCUUCACUUCAACUCUAAACAUUUCACAGCAGGACGAGUGCCCAUGAGGUCGUUGACACUGGUCCUGCUCAGCGUCCAGGCUGCACUCAUCAUGGGAGGCCACACCCAGGCGCAGGGGCCAGCCAAUCAGCACGCAGCAGCGCAUCACUCACCCAGGCCUCACGGCCAAUCCAAGCAGGACUCGCACUAUGACGACCUAAUCCCCAACGUGGACCCCAAACUCUUCAACAAGCGCCGUUACCAUUCACCUCGCGUACUGUUUAGCGACGUGGUACCUACGGAAAAUGAUACGGGGAGCCCCAGGCGCCCACGAGUCCGGCGGAAGGCCAACGACUUCUUGCAUCGCGGCGAGUACUCGGUGUGCGACAGCGAAGAGCACUGGGUCGGCAACCUGACCCAAGCCACAGACUUAGCAGGCAAUGAAGUCACAGUGCUGCCACAUGUUCGCAUCAACAACGUCGUGAAGAAGCAGAUGUUCUACGAGACCACGUGCCGAGUGUCGAAGCCCGUCGGGGCCCCCAAGCCGGGUCAAGGAGUCAGCGGCGUUAAAGCAGGAACCUCUAGCUGUCGUGGGAUCGACAACAAGCACUGGAACUCUUAUUGCACCAACGUGCACACCUUCGUGCGGGCGUUAACGUCCUACAAAAACCAGAUCGCCUGGAGGUUCAUCCGAAUCAACGCCGCUUGUGUGUGCGUCCUCAGCCGCAACUCAUGGAGGCAUUGACUGACAUAUUGUCUCAGCCAAUCCACUGCAGCCACCUGUCAUAAGCCCCUCCCACCCGUCAAUAAUAACAACAGCGGCACUGCCAACAUCAGUGAUCCGAGACUCCGCCCCUUUUCAGAUCUCUCUAUGACAUCGCAACCCAGUCGCCUCCUACCCUACCUCACUCUGUAAAUUAUUGGUCGUUUAAGUUAUGAGGACUGCAUGGCAUAUUUAUAUAGUUUAUACGGUCAGAAUAUAAAUAUAAAU
Sinocyclocheilus anshuiensis is the source of this 1250-nucleotide messenger RNA. RefSeq names its product neurotrophin-7. The transcript has 3 exons. Gene Ontology annotation, cellular component: synaptic vesicle; axon; dendrite. Bases 324 to 1004 code for a protein of 226 amino acids. Gene Ontology annotation, biological process: positive regulation of peptidyl-serine phosphorylation; nerve development; modulation of chemical synaptic transmission. Gene Ontology annotation, molecular function: nerve growth factor receptor binding; growth factor activity. NCBI's taxonomy places the organism in Eukaryota, Metazoa, Chordata, Actinopteri, Cypriniformes, Cyprinidae. The record is from RefSeq and is a predicted model, not a curated record.